AUGACCAUUCCGGUCUUUCGUCAGCUGAGGGAAGGCGGCUCUGUCAGCGUCUUUCCUGAGAAGAAGAGCUAUUCAUGUGCAGUUCACGAGAGAGCAAUUUCAGUCAAUGGAAUCUACGAUCUUGAGGAGUUAGUUCGCGGACCCAAUGGAUUAAGGUCAGCAAUGGCGGAUAGAAGUGGCACGCAGAUGCAUAUCGCACGACUUCUCCAACAAGAAUUGCUUCGAACUCGAGAUGGGCAGAAUGGCUCGACGUGA
This is a messenger RNA of Cylicocyclus nassatus, 255 nucleotides long. The record is from the annotation of a GenBank genome assembly. Lineage: Eukaryota; Metazoa; Nematoda; Chromadorea; Rhabditida; Strongylidae.